Molecule: messenger RNA, 3879 nt
Organism: Verticillium dahliae VdLs.17
Lineage: Eukaryota; Fungi; Ascomycota; Sordariomycetes; Glomerellales; Plectosphaerellaceae
Product: histidine kinase G7
Exons: 5
Coding region: 1-3879 (1292 amino acids)
Biological process (GO): phosphorelay signal transduction system; phosphorylation
Molecular function (GO): phosphorelay sensor kinase activity; protein binding
Source: RefSeq, a predicted model, not a curated record
AUGGGCGGUGCCCGCGAAUACGACUCCCUACUCAUCUCGAAAACUAUCGUCAACGAACUCGAACGUCCCAUCCCCCGCGACGCCCUCACCUCCUGCUCCGACACCAACCUGACCGCCCUCGCCCAGCUAUGUGCUCUCCGUCUGAACGCCUCGCGCGCCCUCGUCUCCCUCUUCGACAGCCGUCGUCAGUACAUCGUCGCCGAAGCCACGCCCACCAUCCCCCUCCACGCCAAUGCCACCCGUAUCCAAGACCACCUGUGGCUCUGCGGCACGGCGGUCCCUCGUGCCUUUGGCAUCUGUGACCACGUUCUCGUCGACGCCGACGCCCAUGAGGCAAUCCCCACCGAAACGGUACAGGGCACGCUUCCCGUCCUUGUCGUCCCCGAUCUCGCCGCCGACCCGCGCUUCAACACCCGCUCCUUCGUCAAGCAGGCACCAAACCACCGCUUCUAUGCCGGCGUACCCAUUCGCUCGCCCAAGGGCUUCAACAUUGGUGUUCUCUCCGUCUUCGACCCCGAGCCCCGCCAGUCGCUUCCCCCCGACCAGGUCCAGUUCCUGGCCGACCUCGCCCAGACCAUCAUGGGCCACCUCGAGUCGAGGCGCCGUACCGAGAGCUACAUCCGCAGCGAGCGCAUGGUGCAGGGUCUGGGCCACUUUAUCCAGGGCAGAGACCAGCCCGCCACCUGGUGGUCCACCACCGACCAUCACGUCGCCGAAGCCCAACCCUACGAACCAGAUGACCUCCCUGUUCCUGAUGUGCCCUACAUCGAUGUUGGCGAAGAUGGUCUCUUGGAGGCCACGGACCAGUGCCCCGAACUCAUCCGCCGCCCAAGCCUGAGUACUGCCUCCAUCGACGGCCAGGCCGGCUCCUGCGCAGGUUCUGCCGACACGUUUGGCACGAUGAGCACCAACGCUUCGAGCGUGCCGCCUGUGGAUCCCCACCCGGCCGAAAUCGAUCGCAUCUUUGCCAAGGCUGCUCACAUCAUCCGGGAGUCGCUCGACGUUGAUGGAGCCUUGUUCCUCGACGCCAGUGUCGGGUCAUUUGGCGGGAUGUUUAGCCCGGCGCCGCACAAGUCCUCUACUGGUUCAGACGACCCAACCUCAAGCAGCGAGGACAGCGGGUCUGGGAAGUCCGGAAUCAGCGACGAAGAAACACCUUGUCAUGUCUUUGGCAGAUCCACGUCCCACAACCACCCCGUACCCAAUAUAUUUAACCAGGCGGAAGCCGAGGCCAAUACACUGCCGACGCUGACUGACAAGUUUCUGAAGAAGCUCAUGCGUCGCUACCCGAAUGGCGAGAUCUUCAGCUUCGACCAAGCCGGCUCCUGGUAUUCAGGCGAAUCGUCCGUCGAGGAUUCGGAUCCCUCGUCCCAGGAACCUGAUGCCAAGGAGAACGCCUCGCAGCCCAAGCUUCCCAGGUCGGCGGCCAAGGUGAAAGGGUCGCCCUACUCCCGCAGGAACGAGGCCAUGACUAUCGGUUCGCUCUUCCCUGGCGCACGGAGCGUGGCCAUGGUACCCCUGUGGGAUCCUUACAAAGAGAGAUGGCAUGCGGGCGGUUUCGUAUGGAGCAAGAACUCGGCGCGCAUGAUCACGACGAUUGCAGAUCUGCCGUAUCUGAGGGCGUUUGGCAUGAUCACCAUGGCGGAGAUCAGGCGAUUGGACGCAGCCGUAGCCGACAAGGCUAAGGCGGACAUCUUAGGAUCUUUGAGCCAUGAGUUGCGAUCCCCACUACACGGCAUCGUGGCCGCUACUGAGCUGCUACACGGUACCCAGCUGGAUGCUUUCCAGGUUGACGUGGUUCACACUAUUGAGAUUUCCGGCAAGACGCUCCUCGACAUCAUUGAUCAUUUGCUGGCACAUAGCAAGAUCAACACAUUCCUGCGAGCUUCGAAAGCACGUCGGAGAAACAAAAAGGGCCGCCGUGGUCUCCUACACGAAGACCAGGAACCGACGAACAUCGAAGCCGGCAUGAUGACGCUCGUAUCAGAUGUCCAAGUUGACUUGCUUGCCGAAGAAGUCAUUGAAAGCGUCUUCAUCGGACACAGCUUCCAGCACAUGGUGGCCGCGCAACUGACCAGGCAUGGUGCCCAGGGGCCCAUGAGCCCGGCGCAAGAACGUCUGGAUACCAUUUACUCGACCGACAUGAGCAAGUCGCGGAUCAACCCAGACAACCUGCCGACCCACAUUGGCAACGUGCAGGUCAUCGUCGACAUUGAUCCCAACCCCGCGUGGACCUUCAGCACUCAACCGGGAGCGAUCCGGCGCAUUAUUAUGAACCUUUUCGGAAACGCGCUCAAGUACACGUCUCACGGCCAUGUCAAGAUCAGCCUCAAACAGGAGGAGGCUGGCGUCAAGAAUUCCCCUACGUCUUCCCAGGCCGUCGUCGUCGUCGCCGACACGGGCAAGGGCAUCACCGAAGAGUUCCUUCGCACCAAGCUCUUCACCCCGUUCUCGCAGGAAAACCACCUCGCUCCCGGUACCGGGCUCGGUUUGAGUCUCGUCCGGCACAUUGUCGCCUCACUUGGGGGGUCCAUAACCGUCAAGAGUCGCGUCGGCAGGGGUACCACCGUGACGGUCUCUCUGCCCCUGACUUUCUCUCAAAGGCAAGAGCGGCUAAAGGAACCCGACGCCCGUUUCUCGUUUGACAGCCAGAUUUUGCAGUCAAUUCGGGUCGCAACGACUGGUUUCACCGACAAGACCCUGGGACCCAUUCGUGUGCAUGGUUCUUCGGCGGUACCCAUUGACUCCCUCCCACUGAACUGGUACAACAUGCAACUAUGUAAAUCCAGCGGUAACGACGGCACGGUCGCUCCCGAUGCCGAUGUUGUCAUUUACAGCGAGGCUGCUUUUAGCCAACUUGACGCUCGCAGCAUCAAGGAGCAUCCCCUGCCGGGCAUCGUUGUCUGCCACAACGCGGGCAAUUCGAUCAAGUUUGACGCUGUGCUCAAGCAGACAGCGGCGGGCGCCGUUUUUGAGUUUAUUCAUCAGCCAAUCACGCCGAGAAAGUUCGGGAAAGCGGUUGCCACAGCCUUGACCCGGUGGAAGCAGCUGAAGGUGGUCAACACGGUCGCGGCGGCAUCUGUCUCGAAUGUCAAGAAGAGCAAUUCAGGGGCCAACAGUCUGCAUUGUAGCGGCACCAAGGAGUUGAGUUCUAUCGAAAACCUGGGACAGGCCAACGUGUCGGGCAUAGGGUCCCGUCUCUGGAACAUGGACAUCGACCCGGACUUUGAGCUGGCGCUGCCGCAGCGGCGUACUCCGGCGCCGGCUUCUGCUGAAGCCAACAGCAUCAAGGAACUCGAAGCAGCCAGUGCCAUCAAAGCGCCUAGCCUCGCCGAGGCAGUCACUGAGGCAGAUGGUGCCAACGAGCAGGCCGAAGGCAAUGAGAUCAUUGAAACCAACUCAAGGAGCAGCGACAGUACUGCAACCAUAUCGCCUCAAGCAUGCGACCGCCCACAAUUCCUCAUUGUGGACGACAACAUUAUUAAUCUCAAGAUCCUCUGCAUUUUUAUGAAACGUCUCGGUCGCGAACAUUGCACCUCGAUGAACGGCCAACAAGCCCUCGAUGCAUUCUCCGCAAACCCUGAGAAGUUCUGCUGCAUCCUGAUGGAUAUUAACAUGCCCGUCAUGGACGGCCUCGAGUCGACGCGACGCAUCCGGCAGUUCGAGCGGUUGCACAAGCUCGACCCCACGACCAUUAUCGCCAUCACAGGGCUGGGGUCGCAGGACGCUCGGAAGGAAGGGUUCGCGAGCGGGCUGGACCUGUUUUUGACGAAGCCGGUUCGGAUGAGGGAGCUGCGCACGAUCCUAAAGGAGCGCGGACUCGGUGAGACAGAGGAGGGCCAGUCGCCCGAGCCGGAGGCAGCGGCUGUUACGACGUGA